Messenger RNA from Caenorhabditis briggsae, 990 nucleotides. NCBI's taxonomy places the organism in Eukaryota, Metazoa, Nematoda, Chromadorea, Rhabditida, Rhabditidae. The record is from RefSeq and is a predicted model, not a curated record. Bases 1 to 990 code for a protein of 329 amino acids. The transcript has 3 exons.
AUGCUAAACUCAACAUGUCGAUUCGAAGAUCCAUUCCACGUAACCGUCACCCAUUACCUAUGCGCUCUAUUCUCAAUUCCAAUCUAUGGAAUAUCGUAUACAAUUCUGCUUUUCAAAUGUCCCCCACAUUUCUACAAGUACCGUAAUCUUCUAGUCAUUCACAUCACUUCUGGCGUACUUUUAGAAGCUCAUAUGGGCCUUUGGCGAGCCAAAGUCACAUUUCCAUGGGGCGCACUUUGUGCAAACGGACUGCUGGCCGAGUAUUCCCCGAACCUCUUUCAGCUCUGGAAUUUUCUAUUUCAAUUUACUGCGUUUUCUACAGUAACCCUUUUUGUGCAUCGAAUGGAAAUUGUGAAUAUUGGAAUAACUAAAUGUCAAAAAGUGGUGUAUUUUUUGAGAUAUGCAUUUUAUUUGAAUCUCCCGCUCCUUUUUGUAUUCAACAUAUUUACAUAUCAAGAUCUGAGCAAUCAAAACGGGUAUAAAAUGAAAAUGGAGGAGGCUAGAAACUCGAAAAUUCCCGAUUUUAUGUGGUGUUCCAAUUGCUUUUUCAUGAUUUUCGACUCUUGGAUUUUUAUAAUUUACUAUUGCUUAGCCUAUGCAGCUGUAUUAUGUGCAUUUCUAACUGGUGGCUUGGCUGCAUUUGUCACAAUUCGAUCGCUCAAUUCUAUCAAUAUUCACUUAUCAGAACGAUCUGUUCGAAUUCAGAAAAACUUUUUGUAUAGCUUGGUGGUGGCGGCGUUCAUCCAUAUCGCAUUCAUUUUCAUUCCAUUAUCGAUUUUCUUCGCAGCCAACUUCCUCUUUCUCGAGUGGUCUUCUCUUUCCCACUAUUUAACUUUUAUUGUACAAGAGCAUGGAGCGGCGUCUACGCUGGUGAUGCUUAUCACCAAUACAUUGCUCAGAAAAGCUGCAAUUCAAAUGUGUUUCAGUUUAUUUUCAAGUUUGAGAGUCAGAAAAGAUGUCCCGUCCAUUAUGAUCUCUUAUGUAGCCUGA